Mercenaria mercenaria is the source of this 4995-nucleotide messenger RNA. RefSeq lists its product as uncharacterized. Bases 1 to 4995 code for a protein of 1664 amino acids. The transcript has 2 exons. Gene Ontology annotation, biological process: DNA integration. Lineage: Eukaryota; Metazoa; Mollusca; Bivalvia; Venerida; Veneridae. Gene Ontology annotation, molecular function: nucleic acid binding. The record is from RefSeq and is a predicted model, not a curated record.
AUGGAGAGACUAAUUUCAAUCAGAGAGGGACAUAGAAGAGUUAUUCAGCAAUAUUUACAGAGAAUUGAAACCGCUAAACAAGAUCCGACGCCAACAGCAUUUAACACGAUAUUACAAAACAUUCGCAAUAAAUUAGAAAAUGUGCGAGAACUUGAUCAGAAGAUUAUAGAAGUUAUUGAGCCAUCUGAGAUCGAGACAGAAAUACUAGAGGCAGAGGAAUACACGUUGAAUAUAGACAUAGAAAUAAGCAGUCUGGAAGAUUUUAGAAGAUCACAAGGCUUUAACCCAGACAGAGAGUUAUACCAACCCAACAGCGAGCCAGGACUUCAGCUGAUACCCGGUAUACAGAAUUCUCAACAAACUGUGAGUUCAAGUUUUUCUCAAUCCCAUAAACUUCCAAAAUUAUCACUUCCAACAUUCUCAGGUGACUUACUUCAGUGGCAGACAUUCUGGGAUUCGUAUGAAUCUUCGGUACAUAAUAAUCCGACCCUUACAGAUGUACAAAAGUUCACUUAUUUGAAAGCUCAGAUAGAGGGUAUUGCAGCCAACACCAUAGCAGGUUUUGCACUCACAAAUGCAAACUACACAAGAGCGGUCGACCUACUUCAUGAAAGGUUUGGACAAACACAUAAGAUCGUACAAGCAUACAUGCAAGCCUUAUUGCAACUUCCAGCGCCGAGUAAUAACCUAAACAGUCUGCAAAGAUAUUACGAUCAACUAGAGUCAUACAUUCGCGGAUUAGAAUCACUUGGUCAGUUUCAAGAGACAUAUGGAUGUCUGCUUGUACCAGUAAUCAUUGGGAAACUUCAGAUGGAAAUAAGAAAGAAUUUAGCAAGGGAACACGGAAGCGAUAGCUGGAUUUUAGCAGAUCUUCGGAGGGCAAUUCACAAAGAAAUCACAAUCAUGGACGUAGGACAAACGACAGUGACACCGGAAGUACACGAUCCUACUGCGUUGUUCUUCGCCGGAACUAGACAAAAAUCAAAGACACCAAACUACAAAAAGACAGAUACUAUCAAAACUAGUAACAUAAAAGCAUGUAUAUAUUGCGAUGAAGAGCAUUUGCCGAACAAUUGUAACAAGGUAACUUCUUUUGAAGCACGGAUUGAAAUUGUUAAAAAGAAAAAAAUGUGUUUUAACUGCUUGAGGAACCAUCAAGUUUCAAAAUGCCGAUCUAACAAUAGAUGUCGCAAUUGUAAAAGGAAACAUCAUACCAGUAUCUGUGAAAGUGGUUUUACACAGUCUACAGAGACAACACAGCAGACAGAUAAACGUGACACAGCUAUGCUGCACUCUGCGAUACAGUCUACACCUAAUGUAUUACUGAAAACAGCCAUAGCACAAGUAUGUUCUAAUCAAGUCAGCACCGAAGCUAAUAUUCUGUUUGAUGAAUGGGUGCAGCGUUCAUUUAUCACCGACGAAUUAGCUGACCGAUUGAAACUUACCCGUGGAAAUAUUGAGACUAUUCACUUGACGUCAUUUGGAGAUUCGAACCAGUCUGUUAGACAUAUGAACACUACAACAGUCUAUCUACUAACAGAUGCCGGAAAAAGGAUUGCCAUUCAAGUCCUAAUUGUCCCGACGAUAGCAGUUCCGCUAAGAAACCUACAAAACAACGUUACCAACUUACCUUACCUACGAGGGCUGAAGUUAGCACAUCCUUUAACAGACGAUAAUUCAUUUGAAAUUUCACUUUUGAUUGGCGCAGAUUACUUUUGGGAGAUUGUACAGAAUCGAGUAGUUCGUGGAAAUGGACCUACCGCUGUCAGCUCAAAGAUUGGUUACCUCCUGUCAGGACCACUUCCAAUGUCACCCCCUACGCCUACAACAAAUCACAUUCUGAAUGUAUUUACUUCGCCGCCUGAUGUCAGUCAAUUAGAACAGUUUUGGAAAUUAGAGUCAAUGGGGAUAGUGUCCCAUGAAGAAGAUAAUUCUACUAAAGAAUACCUUCAACGAUACCAAGAUUGUUCUAUAACGUUCAAAGACGGAAGAUAUUCUGCCAUGUUACCAUGGAAACCUCAUGCCGCGCUACCAACCAAUUACAAUAUCACUAAGCGAAGGACAGAGAACACUAUUCAAAGAUUGCGACAAGAACCUGAGAUGUUGAAAAAAUACGGAGAAAUCAUAGAUGAGCAGGAGAGGAGAGGUUUUAUAGAGAAAGUUCCUCACACACAGAUCCCGUCCCAUAAUGUACAUUACAUUCCUCAUCAUGGAGUCAAGAAAGAUUCAACAACCACUCCUAUUCGUAUUGUUUACGAUUGUAGCUGCCGACAGUCAGGUGACAUGCCCAGUUUAAAUGAUUGCUUAGGAUCGACACCACCGGUGCUGAAUGAUUUGACAAGUAUUCUUGUUCGUUUCCGUCUACACAGAUAUGCCGUGUCUACUGACAUAGAAAAAGCAUUUUUGCACGUGCAAUUAGAUGAGAAUGACAGAGAUUUUACGAAAUUUUUGUGUCUGAGUGACCCAAAUGAUGCCAAUAGUCAGUUAGCUACCUACAGAUUCAAAUCCGUUCUUUUUGGCGCAACCUGUUCUCCGUUCAUCCUAAGCGCGAAAAUACUGAGACAUCUCCAAGAAAACAAAAACAACUGGGUCAGUGAAAUCAUAAAGAGAGACUUGUAUGUAGAUAACAUAUUGACGAGCUUUCCUCUAGAGUCAGAUAUCAUUGUUUUCUUCCGUUGUACUCGAACUAUGAUGUCAGGCGCAGGUUUCAAUCUAAGAUCUUGGACUUCAAACAGUCAACGUGUGCGGUCAGUUGCUGCAACAGAAAAUGUUCUCCAGACAGACAAAAUCACCAAAGUACUAGGUAUGCUAUGGAACACGGACACAGACGAAUUGUCAUUUCAAAACAGAUCCAUCCGCAUUUCGGCGUAUACUACCAAACGUGAAAUUCUACAACAGACGUCCAGAAUAUAUGACCCACUAGGUCUGUUGAGCCCAGUUACCAUCCGUGCAAAGAUCAUGCUACAAGACCUCUGGCAAUAUGGAUAUACCUUGGAUGCUCCAUUACCAGACGACAUACAACAAAGAUGGUCAAUCCUUGCUAGAGAUUUGAACCUGAUUAUGAAAACAAAAUUCCCGCGUCACUACUUUCCAAAUACUUACGUAGCAGAAGACAAGAACUGUGUAACAGACGACAACUAUAGUGUAACAGACGACAGUUGCAGUUCAGCAGACAUGAAUACCCUUCACAUCUUCGUUGAUGCCAGUAUCCAGUCUUACGGUGCGGUAGCCUAUCUAUGCGGUAAUCAGAAAUCUACAUUCGUUAUGGCGAAAACUCGUGUAGCACCUCUGAAAACAUUAACGUUACCACGAUUAGAACUUAUGGCCGCAGUGGUGGGAGCGCGUCUCGCAAAUCAUUUACAACAUGCGUGUUCAAUUGAUUCUGGAAAUAUAUACCUGUGGUCAGAUAGCCAAAAUGUUCUACACUGGUUACACACAACGAAGCCAUUAAAAAGAUUCGUUGAGAACAGAAUUCGUGAAAUCAAGGAGCUGACGGACGUGCGACAUUGGAGAUACUGCCCCACCCAUGACAACCCUGCCGAUCUUCAGACACGUGGUAUAUCUGCAAAACAGUACAAUAAUAGCCUUUGCUGGAAGUCAGGUCCUUCAUGGAUCAGUAAACCUUCAAAAUGGCCGACUUGGAAUUUACAAGACACGUCAGUGAUGACAGCAGUGACAAAUGACACCCUAGAAUACGGUUUAGGUAACCUUUUAUCACAGCACGACUCAGAAACAAUAACUACACUCGGACUGCAUAACAUCAUCAACAUAAGUAAAUUCAGCAAGAAUAUGAAGCUUCUAAGAGUUACGGCAUAUGUACUUAGAUUCGUUAACAAUUGUAGAGCAUCUGGUCGUAAAAUAUCAAAUCCAUUAACAGUUGCAGAACUACAAAAGUCUGAAAAGUUGUGGAUUCAGAGUUGUCAGGUUACAACAUACAACAAUGAAAUAUCAAACCUGAGUUCCAGCAAAAAUUGCCUUCCACUCGUAAAACAACUACGUCUGUUCUUAGAUGGUGAAGGGAAACCAUACAACGCCCCAGAUCCACCACCUCUACCUAGAUAUAGAGUCGACGAUGCUCCACCAUUCUCAGUCACAGGAGUUGACUUUACCGGCGCUUUGUACGUGAGAGAUAAUACCGGAUGCGAAACUAAAGCCUACAUCUGCCUGUUUACUUGUGCAUCGACCAGAGCCGUUCACCUAGAAGUUGUGUCUGACUUAUCAGAAGAAUCAUUUUUACAAGCGUUCAGGAGAUUUUGCAGUCGUAUGUCCGUACCAAAUAUCAUGAUAUCAGACAAUGCUUCGACUUACAUGGCUGCGUCCAACCAUAUUAAACGUCUGUUUGAAUCAGACUCACUUCAAGAAACACUCAGCCACAAGGGUACAAAGUGGCAAUUUAUUCCUAAACGUGCACCUUGGUAUGGCGGAUGGUGGGAAAGACUUAUUGGUUCAACAAAAAGAUCACUAAAAAAAGUACAAGGUCGAGCGUAUAUAACUUACGAAACACUGCAAACAGUUGUGACGGAAGUAGAAGCCGUAAUGAAUGAUAGACCACUUACAUACAUCACUUCCGAUUCAUCAGAUCCAGAUCCUCUUACGCCAGCCCAUCUACUCUACGGCCGAAGAUUGACCAUGUUACCAUAUCAAGACGUAACCGAUACACAGAUCACUAAUCCAAUACUUAGUGAUACAUCAGGAAUAACGAAACGAGCAAGGGUCCAGAAGAAUCUCAUUGACAGCUUCCGGGAAAAAUGGAGACACGAGUAUCUCACUGCUUUACGUGAGAACCACCAAACGACAGGAAACAAUCAUCAGACGAUAAGAGUAGGAGAUGUCGUUCAAAUCCAUGAUGAAAAAUCACGUUCUCAAUGGAAACUAGCAGUUGUAGAAGACCUUAUAACUGGAAAAGAUGGUCUUGUACGUGCCGCGACAAUCAGAACGAACAACUGUGUUACAAACAGAGCUAUCAUUAAACUUUACUCAUUAGAAGUGCAAUAA